CAUUAACUAGAAUAUAAAAGUGAAAGUGCAUUCCAGAUACAAAUUUCCAGCUGGUCUGGAACAAGGAAGGAUCAUGUCAGUGUGAGAAGCAGGACCGGCCCGAUUUAAUCCGGAAUCUUUAGAAGGAUAUCCUUGGCAAUGAGUCCAAAAUGGACCACGAAAAGAAACAAAGAGCUCAAAUCUUCGAAGGAUUUAUUAUUUUCUUCUUCCUGAUCUUCCGUUCAGAAGCAGUGUUACAGAUCAUUGAUAAUCCGUCACACGUAGAAGCAGCGCUGGGACAAGAUGUGACGCUCCCCUGUAUUCUAACUGACAGUGAUCAACCAAUACUGGACCUCGACCUUCUAACGGCUUCAGUACGCUGGGAUAUGACAUUAAAUGGCACUGAGCAUACAGUAUACCUACUGACCAAUCACAUUUAUACAGUACAUAGAAAUAACUCUAAAAUAGAGGAGAAUGAAUUCAGAAGAGGCAUCGCCAGUCUCAGUAUGCGGGACGUCCUGGAAAGUGAUGAAGGGGAGUACACCUGUUCUGUUUAUGUGACACCCAAUAAAUGGACUGCCAAAAUCAAUGUACAGGUGUCAGCUAGACCAGCUAUUGCUCUAACAUUCUAUGAACUUACCGUUGAACCCGACCAUGAGAGAUCUGUUGUGUGUGAAGUCGGCAGGUUUUACCCCAAAUCUAUUACAAUAAGAUGGUUUAAGUCCAGCAAAGGUUCCAAUGACAGAAGAGCUCUGGAUAAAGACACCUGCAAUAGUGUGCCGGCUGAGAACAGCGAUGGGACCUUCAAUGCCACCAGCCUCAUAGUUGUAAAACCCUCCAGCACAAAAGAAGAUGGAGAUAUAUAUUCCUGCAUUGUGAGCCACAGAUCCUUCAACAAUAAUGAUGAGGAGUUGAAUUUUACUCUGAAGGUUAAAGAACAGCCCACCACCUCUUCGGUGAUCCCCAUUACAAUUUUUGUUAGUAUUGUUGUUUUCUUUCUAUUGCUUGUGGCGGCAGCACUCUGGAUAGUAUUUUUUUAUAAAAAAGCUCCACAGAUUUCAAGCAUCACUGGAGCAGAAUAUUUGGUUCACAUGAAAAGAUCCAACCUGAAUUUGUUUAUAUUGGAUUUUAAACCUAAAACCGUUACUAUAAAUGUAUAUUUGAAGAGAGUCAAUGAUUCUGAGAAGCGUCAGAUCUGCUCAUGGAAAUCCUCUCGAGAGAAUCCUCAUCAACAGAAUCGCGCUGAAAAUGAUGAAACCCAACCUUUUAAUAUAGAAGAGGCCGAUAACAUGGAAGCUAAACUGGAAUCUCAGAGCCCAAAAAGGUCUUUAGUUUUUUACAGCUGCCCGUGUAUUCUCCAAAUAACUCCAAACAUUGAGACCGAUGAUGGAGCAGAACUGACCAUAGAAGUGCAACAUGCUGCUCUGAUAAGUCCCAUCUCACGACAAUGUACCCUAACGGUGAAUGGAGAUUGUCUCAAACUGUCACACGUUAUCACCCCAAAACACCCAACCCAUGGUGAAGAGGUGACGCUUACAUGCAACAUAACUAAAUACAGCCCGGGACCUUUACACAUUACAUGGAGGAAAAAAGACAUGAUGAAACAGAAGCCGACUCAGGAUAUCUAUAAGAAAGGAGAGACUUUGGAUGGCAGAUAUUCACAUACACCUCGAGAACAACAGGAGGGUCGUGUCUUCAGUUAUUCCAGCUCUCUGACCUUCACAGCAAAUGUUAGCGAAGAUCAUGGAAAGAUCUAUGUCUGCCGGGUUUAUUAUCCUGCAUUAAGCCAAAAUAUGCAACUGACCUUUGACUCCUAUGUAAGAGCUGUACCGGUCCUGGAACCAAUAAUAUCAACACCAGCAAUACCUUCUGCUGGUCAGCAGAUGGAGCUCUCCUGCAAAAUCCUCAGAUUCCAUCCGCGGGAGCUGACCAUAGAAUGGUAUAAGGAGGAUGAGUUGGAGCCACGCACAGGGUACACAACAAGGGUUGAUGAGCAUGGCCUCUACAACGUUGUGUCCACUUUGGAGCUCACCUUUAAAUUGGAGGACCUCGGGAAGAAGUUUAAGUGUAAAGUUGGCCAUGAGAGCCUCGAAGAUCCAAGGAUCCUAGAAUGGACGUUGACUUCCCUGAAGAAACAGCUAGACCCCGAACAUGAUGAAGGACUUGGAGCCACCAUGAAAAAGGAGGAAUAAGAAGAUGAACACAAAUCAUUACCUGAGCCAUCUUCUUUAUAACUGAUGAAUGCGGCACAAUCUCAUCGAUAUAUACCAGGGGUGUUUUAAUGGGAAUAGAAUGUAUCACCGCACAUAGUGGUCAUGUGGAUACAUAAAAAAUAAUGAGUGUGCCACGUCCUAAAUACAUUUGAAAGAGAAAAGACCUAUGGGCAAGUCAUGGACUUUUUAGGCACUAUAGUCUGGUAAGGAUAUAGUCAAAAGAAGGGGGGGUUUUAGUUUAUCUUAAAAAAGAUUUAUUUCAAAAUGUAUACAUAUAAAAACCCAGUUUCCUAGGAACUGUACAAAAUCACAAACUUAAAGCGGAGUUCCGGCCACAAUUUCACGUUUUAAAUUUUCGAGUCGAAAUGCCGCGUCGGGUAUGCAAAU
Rana temporaria (common frog) is the source of this 2579-nucleotide messenger RNA. RefSeq lists its product as uncharacterized. The record is from RefSeq and is a predicted model, not a curated record. NCBI's taxonomy places the organism in Eukaryota, Metazoa, Chordata, Amphibia, Anura, Ranidae. The transcript is spliced from 8 exons. Bases 150 to 2171 code for a protein of 673 amino acids.